This is a messenger RNA of Sorghum bicolor (sorghum), 747 nucleotides long. RefSeq lists its product as uncharacterized. Lineage: Eukaryota; Viridiplantae; Streptophyta; Magnoliopsida; Poales; Poaceae. The coding region runs from base 127 to 567 and encodes 146 amino acids. The record is from RefSeq and is a predicted model, not a curated record. The transcript has a single exon.
CCACACCGUCCUAUAUAUCCUCACCAGGCAGAGAACAAGAACAACCAGCGCACGCAGCACUUCCACUCCAGCACACACACACACACACCAUCUCAAUCUCAUCGAAUCGAUCCUCGUCCACCGACAAUGGCGGCGUACAUGCGGGUGACGCACCGGGACGAGGAAGGCAAGAAGGUGACGGAGAAGAUGCCGGUGCCAGAGACGCGGCGGCCGGACACGGCGAAGCACUUCGAGCGGAAGCUGGAGGAGCAGGGGCUCCACCGCUUCGAGCGGCACCCGGCGAACGCGCCCCGCGGCGUGGGUAUCGGCACGCCGCCGCCCAAGUCUGGGCGCGGCGGCAAGUUCACCUGGGAAGGACCCGGUGGCGUCGUCGACGGCCAGCUCGACCCGGCCCCGCCCGCCAUCGACGCCAAUGAUCCCAACUACGUCGCGCCGGAGGAGGAGGAGGAGGAGGUGGCUAGGGAGGUGGUCGUCGGCGAGGUGGAGGUGGCUAAGGUCGCUGAGAGCAGGGUUGGUGUUGCCAGAGUCGACGUCGCGCCGGCCCUGCUCCAGGACCAGAACCAGUAGUCGCUUUUUUUUUCCUCUCUUUUUCCUGUUGUUUUCUGGAAGUGUCUCGACUCGGUGUGUGUUUUGAGUUUGUUGGGUGCAGAUCGUGCAACACCGUAAACUCUGCUUUAAUUAAUGUAUGUAUGUACUGAUCAGUAAUAAACCAGUGUAAUAGCAAGUGUGAUUAUCUUUGCAUCGCCA